AUGGUAGCUUCACGAUACUUGGUAAAGGGAGCUUCUUCCCUUACCCGAACUUCAAUGUUAUCGAGAUCAAUGGCAACUGUACAAUCAUCAAUCGGUGAUAAACAAGUACCCAUGUCAAACCUUGAAAAAGGUAAAUUCGUAAAUUACGCUAGAAUCGAAAGCAAUUUACAAAUCGUUCGACAAAGACUCAACCGACCACUUACCCUUGCUGAGAAGAUCGUUUACGGUCAUUUGGAUAACCCUCACGAGCAAGAUAUCGAGCGAGGUGUUUCUUACCUCAAGCUCCGACCUGAUCGAGUCGCUUGUCAAGAUGCUACUGCUCAAAUGGCUAUUCUCCAAUUCAUGUCUGCUGGUCUUCCUCAAACCGCCGUCCCUACUUCCGUGCACUGUGAUCACUUGAUCCAAGCUCAAGUUGGUGGUCCAAAGGAUUUGGCUCGUGCUAUCGACAUCAACAAGGAAGUCUACGACUUCUUAGCCACUGCCUGUGCUAAAUACGGUAUUGGUUUCUGGAAACCUGGAUCUGGUAUCAUCCACCAAAUCAUCCUAGAAAACUACGCUCUUCCUGGUCUCAUGAUGAUUGGUACCGAUUCUCACACUCCUAACGCUGGUGGUCUCGGUAUGGUCGCUUGUGGUGUUGGAGGUGCCGAUGCUGUCGACGUUAUGGCUGGUAUCCCCUGGGAGCUUAAAGCCCCCAAGGUUAUUGGUGUCUAUCUCGACGGAAAGAUGAGCGGAUGGACCACCCCCAAGGACGUCAUCCUCAAGGUAGCUGGUAUCCUCACCGUCAAGGGUGGUACCGGUGCUAUCAUUGAGUACCACGGUCCUGGUGUCGAAUCUCUCUCCGCUACUGGUAUGGCUACCAUCUGUAACAUGGGUGCUGAAAUCGGUGCUACCACUUCCCUUUUCCCUUACAACAAGCGAAUGUCCGCUUACCUCGAAGCCACCGGUCGAUCUCAACAAGCCGCUUACGCUCAAGAGUUCAACCACAACCUUCAACCCGAUGAAGGAUCAGAGUACGACCGAAGAAUUGAAAUCAACCUCAACGAGCUUGAACCUCACAUCAACGGUCCUUUCACCCCUGAUCUUGCCACCCCAAUCUCCAAGUUCGCCGAGGAGGUUAAGAAGAACAACUGGCCUGAGGAGCUCAAGGUCGGUCUUAUCGGUUCAUGUACCAACUCUUCGUACGAAGACAUGUCUCGAUCCGCUCACAUCGCCCAAGAGGCUGCCGACCACGGUCUCAAAACCAAAUCCAUCUUCACCAUCACCCCCGGUUCCGAACAAGUCCGAGCUACCAUUGCUCGAGACGGUUUCGUUGACACAUUCGAGAACGUCGGUGGUGUCGUACUUGCCAACGCCUGUGGACCUUGUAUCGGUCAAUGGGAUCGACAAGAUGUCAAGAAAGGUGAAGUCAACUCUAUCAUCUCUUCUUACAACCGAAACUUCACUGGACGAAAUGAUGCCAACCCCGCCACCCACGCUUUCGUUGCUUCCCCCGAUCUCGUUACUGCCAUGACUUUCGCUGGUUCCCUUACCUUCAACCCCUUGACCGACUCCCUUAAGGGUGCCGACGGUAAAGAAUUCAAAUUCUCCGACCCCGCUGGUCACGAGCUCCCAUCUAGAGGUUACGACCCCGGAGAGAACACUUUCCAAGCUCCCCCUGAAGAUGGUACCACCGUCAACGUAGCUGUUUCCCCUUCAUCUGACCGACUUCAACUCCUCACACCCUUCAAGGCAUGGGAUGGACAAGACAUUGUCGAUGCUCCUGUACUUAUAAAAGCCAAGGGAAAAUGUACCACUGAUCACAUCUCUGCCGGUGGACCAUGGCUUAAAUACCGAGGACAUCUCGAAAACAUCUCUCAAAAUUGUUUGAUCGGUGCUAUCAACGCUGACAGUGGUGAAGCCAACAAGGUCCUCAACCAAGAGACUGGAGACUUUGGACCUGUCCCUACCGUCGGUGCUUACUACCGAGACAAGAACAUUCCUUGGGUUGUCGUAGGAGAUGAGAACUACGGAGAAGGUUCAUCUCGAGAACACGCUGCUUUAGAACCUCGAUUCCUCGGUGGACGAGCAGUUAUCUGUCGAUCAUUCGCUCGUAUCCACGAGACCAACUUGAAGAAACAAGGUAUGCUUCCUCUUUGGUUCAAAAACUCUGCCGAUUACGACAAAAUCUCCGGUACCGAUAAAGUCUCCAUUGUAGGCUUGGCCGACUUCAAGCCUGGUCAAGAUAUCAAGGUAGAGAUCACCCACAAAGACGGUUCAAAAGAUUCUUUCCUCACCACCUCAUCAAUCAACGAAGGUCAAUGGGAAUGGUUCAAAGCUGGUUCUGCUCUUAACAAGAUGGCUGCCGCUGCUAAAGCCAGAAACGCAUAG
Molecule: messenger RNA, 2367 nt
Organism: Kwoniella shivajii
Lineage: Eukaryota; Fungi; Basidiomycota; Tremellomycetes; Tremellales; Cryptococcaceae
Product: aconitate hydratase, mitochondrial
Exons: 5
Coding region: 1-2367 (788 amino acids)
Biological process (GO): tricarboxylic acid cycle
Cellular component (GO): cytosol; mitochondrion
Molecular function (GO): aconitate hydratase activity; 4 iron, 4 sulfur cluster binding
Source: RefSeq, a predicted model, not a curated record